AUUAUCCCCUACCCUAGUACAACUGUACAAGUAUCUCUCUCCUCUCCAUUCUCACACCGCCAAAGAAUUUCAGACAUGGGAGAAGUAGACCCAUCCUUCAUCCUACCCAUCGAACACAGGCCCCAACACUCUACCCUCGAAGCUGAAGCCAUUCCAUUGAUCGAUCUCUCAAUUCUAAUCUCUCCAAACCCUAACUCAGUUGAUCGAUUAAUGGAAUCUCUCAUCGCCGAUAUAGGCGAUGCCUGCAAGAACUGGGGUUUCUUCCAAGUAAUCAACCAUGGAGUUCCAUUAGAGAGCCGGAGAAACCUCGAGAUUGCGGGGGCGAAGUUCUUCGGUCUGUCCGAGGAGGAGAAGAAGAGGGUGAGUAAAGAUGAGGUGAACCCAGUGGGUUAUUAUAAUAGAGAGCAUACCAAGAAUGUGAGAGACUGGAAAGAGGUUUUUGAUUUUUUAGUGCAGAGUCCAACAUUGAUACCGGUGUCGCAUGAACCUGAUGACAAAAGCUUGAAAGAGUUGAGUAACCGGUGGCCGGAGAAUCCUCCCGAAUUAAGGGAGGCAUGUGAAAUCUAUGCUGGAGAAGUGCAAAAACUAGCUUACAAGUUGUUGGAACUCAUCUCUAUGAGCUUAGGCUUGCAAGCGAAACGGUUGAAUGGCUUCUUUAAACACCAAACCACCUAUGUUCGACUCAAUCACUAUUCGCCUUGCCCCACCCCUGACCUAGUUCUCGGUGUUGGUCGACACAAGGAUUCGGGUGCCUUGACCAUCGUUGCUCAAGAUGAUGUUGGCGGACUUGAAGUGAAGAGAAAGACAGAUGGAGAGUGGUUUCGCGUCAAACCUACUCCUAAUGCAUAUGUAGUCAAUAUUGGCGACAUUAUUCAGGUUUGGAGCAAUGAAAAGUAUGAAAGUGUGGAGCACAGGGCGGUGGUGAAUUCUGAAAGGGACAGGUUUACCAUUCCAUUCUUCCUCCACCCAGCACACUACACUAUGGUGGAACCCCUGGAGGAGCUGACGGACAAGCAACAUCCUGCCAAGUACAAGGCAUAUAACUGGGGGAAGUUUUAUGCUGCCCGAAAACGCGGUAAUUUCAGGAAGCUUGAAGUUGAAAACAUUCAAAUCUCUCAUUUUAGGGUAUCAGGGAAAUCUGGUUAA
This is a messenger RNA of Ilex paraguariensis (yerba mate), 1146 nucleotides long. The record is from the annotation of a GenBank genome assembly. Lineage: Eukaryota; Viridiplantae; Streptophyta; Magnoliopsida; Aquifoliales; Aquifoliaceae.